This is a messenger RNA of Culex pipiens pallens (northern house mosquito), 1770 nucleotides long. Its product is annotated as gustatory receptor for sugar taste 64a-like. Gene Ontology annotation, cellular component: membrane. The transcript is spliced from 4 exons. Gene Ontology annotation, biological process: detection of chemical stimulus involved in sensory perception of taste; sensory perception of sweet taste. Lineage: Eukaryota; Metazoa; Arthropoda; Insecta; Diptera; Culicidae. The coding region runs from base 442 to 1734 and encodes 430 amino acids. The record is from RefSeq and is a predicted model, not a curated record. Gene Ontology annotation, molecular function: sweet taste receptor activity.
AGUAUUGAUUACUCAUUCAUUUUGAUCGAAUUAUUUGAAUCGUCUCCUGAAAUUAAUCGUAACUGAUUGCACACUGCUCAUUGCUCACCAAAUCCUUCAGUUUUCAAGAAAGUUGACUCGAACUACUAAGACUCCUAAACUGGCUUGGAAUGUACUAGCGACCCCGACUCCGUCUUUUCAGAACUUGUCGACUGGGGUCCUCAAAAAGACUCGACUCUAUCUCUCUGACUUCUCCACAUGCCUGAAUUAUUCAGUAUAUUUUGUAUCACGAACAUGAAAUCGUUUCUUUGCUCUAUGAAUGCAAAGCCACUCUACUGGAAUUAUAUAGAACUCCGCUGGUUCCACGGUAAACAAUAAUUAAGAAACCGAAUCAAUUCAGCAUUGAAAUUCACCUUGCCAUGCAUACCUCAGUUUCAUUAGCAAACGAAACCAUAGCUAGAAAUGUUCAAAUAUAGUAGUAUAACUUCUAGUACAAGGACUAGUGGCAAUAACCAAAGAGAUACGUUCCACUCAAUUAUGCAACCAAUCAUAUUAUCCGCCCAGUGCCUAGGACUAUUUCCGAUAGUCGGAAUCACCGAGAAAACUACAUCCGCACUGCAGUUCCGGUGGUUUUCGCUCCGAACCGUUCUAAGCGUAACUGUGAUGACCAGUGCAUUUCUAGUAGCGAUCGCUGAGCUUCGACGGAUAGCAAGAACCGGAGUCAACUUUUCCAACAUCAUAAAUCCUUACUUCUUCGCUGAUACCGCCAUCAUCGUAGGAUUGCUGAUUCGAUUGGGCGGCAGCUGGGAGCAUCUUAUGGUCCAGGUGGAAAACGUCGAGCGGAUACUGCUGAAACCCUGCUACAACCUUCGGCAGGUACAUCUGAAGAGAAAAUGCUGGCUAGCUGCCGGAUCGUGGUUGGUCCUGGCUACCGCAGAACACUUUUUCGCCACAACAUCGUUCGUCAACGAUCAGCGAAUGGAAUCACUGCGCUGCAACUGGACCUACACCAAUGCGAUCGAGAACUAUGCCCGUCGAAACUACGCUUACGUCUUCAAUCUGCCCUGGAUGCCGUACAACAUUCCGGUGCUGCUGUAUCUAAGGUACGUGACCUUCUCAGUAACACUGGCAUGGACCUACCAGGACGUAAUCCUGAUCGUGGUUUGCAUCUACAUGAACACUCGCUACCGGCAGUUCUUCACCCGGAUCGAGGUCGCAGCCAGCGUCGAUCGUCCACCACUAGCUGAAUCGUUCUGGGGUGAAAUUCGGUACCACUACAUUGCGCUGAGCGACCUGCUCCAGUCGAUGAACUACGAGCUGUCCGCGCUGGUCAUCAACUCCUGCAGCAACAAUAUCUUUCUCGUGUGCUACAUUCUGCUGCACAGUCUGGGCCCCAAACAAUCGACACUAUCGUUCACGUAUUUCUGGUUCGCCGUGUGCUUCUUCAUAGGGCGAACCUGUACGGUUAUGCUGACCGCAGCCAAGUUCGACCGUACGCUGAAACGUGCCCUGCAGGUGGUGCAUCGAAUCCCCAAUGAAGGCUGGUGCGACGAGCUCAGCCGAUAUUACCACCAUCUGCGAAUUGAAAAGGUCUCCUUAUCCGGGAAGCGGUUCUUUUACCUCACCAGGAGGACCGCUUUUGGGAUGUUUUCGGUCAUCUUCACGAUCGAGAUUGUGAUGAUCAAGUACUCCAAAAUGGCCCGCAAUUCUGGUGUUCCGGCAGACUGUUCAACGCUGGCGUUUUCACAGGAUUGAACUUCAGUGAAGAAAUACAAAUUAACAAACCUUUUA